GGCAUGGGGAGCAGUUCGGGCAGUUAGGGGUUACAGCUAGGCAUAACCCUCCCUUGUUUCCCUUAGCCGGGAGCUAUUGGUCAGGAGAGCAGGUCAGGUGACAGAGGGGCAGAGCUUCCCCUUGUGGUUUUUAGUGCAACCGAACCUGUCACUACGGAGGCCGAGAGGUUCACACUUGCCGGCGCCUUCAUUUGACGUCAUCAUUAAUUUUAAAGAGAUAGACAAGAAAAAUGGAUGGAACUGUGCAUAAAGACGAAGGUGCAAGAACCCAUAAGAGAAGCCUAGACCAGGACACGUCAGAUUUCCCGCCAUCCAAGAGCCCUCACGUUUCGUCUUCUAUAAGAACACAUCCCUCCUUCUACCAGGGCUCAUUUCCCUUUUACAGACUGCCUUCAGAACUGGGUUGUUUCUCUCUGGAUGAGAAGCGAUGUUACCACGGUGAUGCCCGACGCCUCCGCUAUCUUAGUUCCCCCACAGGAAUGGAUAGUGGAGGGGCUUCCCUUGGAUGGGACCUGAUGGAAGGAUUUGAGGAUCGCUAUGUACGACGUGACGAAGAUGUUAAAGAAGGACUUCUGCAUAUUUUAACUUGGGUGAAAGAGAACAGGGGACUUGUGCAAGGAAAUGAACGCUCUGGUAGCAAAAGGCCCGUGGACCGAGACUUUGUCACCUGGCGAGGUCACCUGACUAAGAUUCUAUGCGCCCCGUAUGAGACCCAAGAAGGCUGGAUCCUGGCCGUCACUCUGUUUAAGGGCUCCCUGUAUAUCAGCGAGAGGGAGACGGCAACCGCUUAUAAGAGGAGGAAAGAGAGGACUCUGGAUCAGGAGAAGCUCAUGUACUCUGGAUACAGAUUUGAGAGCUACAUGUGCGCAGAUUCCCCUGAUGGCACUCCUUGCCCGUCUGAAGUUGUGAACACCAACGAAGGAUAUUGCAGUGUCAUGCUGGGCCGUCUGGCAUCCCAUUCCUUCCUGGUUUCUGGAGAGGUGGACUGCAAAGACCAGAACAGUGCUAACCCUUCACCUCCAUCCUGCUACGUAGAGCUGAAGACGAGUGCCCAGAUACGGAGCCAACACCAGGAGCGCAGCUUCCACAGGUAUAAGCUCCUGAAGUGGUGGUGCCAGUCCUUCCUGCUCGGGAUCCCUCUCAUUGUCGCCGGAUUUCGGAAUCAACAAGGAAGAAUCGUCUCUCUAGAGAAGUUCAAAACAUCAGAAAUCCCCCAUUUAGUGCGGAGUGACAAGCAGAGCUGGGAUCCGGCCACCUGUAUGAACUUCUGUAACGCCUUCCUCAGUUAUAUGAAAAAAGUGGUGACCACAGAUGACCCCAGGGUUGUCUAUGUGUUCUCCUGGGAGCCGGGUCAAGACGUCACGUAUACCGUCGAAACAAAUUCUGAUGAUCCGGUUGUGCCGGACUGGUACGUGCGGGAAUUAUCACAGAUGUCCGGACAGUAAAGACCCCCCCCCCCCCCCAAACCUCCUUACCCUGCUGAUACUACAGAUCGGAGGCCGAGGAGCUUGUCUUCUGUAUGGAGACGGAGCAGUGGACGUACUUACCCGAGGCUGGUCCUCGAUACCAUGAAGCAGUGUAAUCCAUUCAUUAAACAGAGAUUUAUUUUACUUUACAUUCUGCUUUUUUUUCUUUUCUUUUUUUUAAAUUACAUCAGCCCUAAUAAUCAAUAAUAUUGAUCAACCAGACCCUGGAAUAAGCAAUAAAAGAGGAUCUGGGGAUGGGGAGCUAUGUGGCACCAAGAGAGCUGUGUAUAGGGGUAAGUAUUAGUAUUAUACAGCACCUAUCUACAGAACUAGGCCCUCCUGCUCCUUCACAUGGGCGGCUACUAUAUCCUGGUUUCAUGUACAGGUUUAAUGGGGUUAACCAGGAUUAUAAAAAAAAAUAAAAAAACACGAAACAGGAACACUCCUGUCAUCAAGUUGUUUGGUAUUGCAGCUCAGUGAAUGCAGCCAAAUGGUAACAUCACACACAACCUGAGAACAGGGGUGGCGCUGUUUAUUUAUUCAUUUAUUUAUAUAAGAAAUUACCUCUGUUUCUGGAUAACCCCUUUUUAAGGAAGAUUUUUUUUCUAUUAUGAUCAUCAUUAUUAUUAUUCUUAGAUUAUUAUAAUAUUAAUAAUUCUUGUUUUUUAGAAGAAAUUACCUCCUAUUUUUGUAUUCCUGGAUAACCCCUUAGAGCAGUGGUCCCCAAACUGUGGCCGAAGAUUUAUUUUUUAUUUUUAUUAUGAUCAUCAUUAUUAUUAUUUUAUUAUUAUUAAUAAUUCUUGUUUUUUAGAAGAAAUUUCCGUGUUUUUGUAUUCCUGGAUAACCCCUUAGAGGAAGAUUUUUUUUUUUU
Hyla sarda is the source of this 2337-nucleotide messenger RNA. Its product is annotated as decapping and exoribonuclease protein-like. Gene Ontology annotation, cellular component: nucleus; cytosol. Gene Ontology annotation, biological process: nuclear-transcribed mRNA catabolic process; NAD-cap decapping. Bases 231 to 1445 code for a protein of 404 amino acids. The transcript is spliced from 8 exons. The record is from RefSeq and is a predicted model, not a curated record. Gene Ontology annotation, molecular function: mRNA 5'-diphosphatase activity. Lineage: Eukaryota; Metazoa; Chordata; Amphibia; Anura; Hylidae.